This is a messenger RNA of Pleurotus ostreatus (oyster mushroom), 1749 nucleotides long. RefSeq names its product hexose transporter hxt1 (gene HXT1). The coding region runs from base 1 to 1749 and encodes 582 amino acids. Lineage: Eukaryota; Fungi; Basidiomycota; Agaricomycetes; Agaricales; Pleurotaceae. The record is from RefSeq and is a predicted model, not a curated record. Gene Ontology annotation, molecular function: carbohydrate:proton symporter activity. Gene Ontology annotation, cellular component: membrane. The transcript is spliced from 11 exons. Gene Ontology annotation, biological process: transmembrane transport; carbohydrate transport.
AUGCCUCUCUUUUACGUGAAAGAAGUGCCAAUAGGUGCAGUAGCAAUCAUGCUCGCCCUUGUGGCAUCUAUGGGCGGUUUCAUUUUCGGCUACGACACCGGUCAGAUAUCUGACAUCCUUCUCAUGGACGACUUUAAAUCACGAUUCGCCCAAUGUGGGACACCAGGAGAUGUUGGGACGUGCGAGUUCUCAAUGGUGCGAGCAGGGCUGAUUGUCAGCCUUCUGUCUAUUGGAACGCUGGUUGGCGCGCUGGCAGGUGCUCCCAUUGCAGACGCGCUGGGCAGGCGAUGGGCGAUGAUCGUGGAGUGCGGCGUGUUUAUUGUAGGGGUGAUCAUCCAAUUACUGUCCUUUUCCUCUUGGCAGCAGUUCGCGGUCGGCAGACUGGUUAGCGGUCUGGGAGUAGGUGCACUGAGCGCUGCCGUACCUAUGUAUCAAGCAGAAACAGCACCACCACAGAUUCGAGGCACUCUCACAGCAACAUAUCAACUUUUCAUCACUUUUGGCAUUCUAGUGGCCUAUUGUAUCUCUAUCGGUACCCGCUCUGUCUCGGGAUCGGGGUCGUGGCGCAUCGUCGUGGCCAUCGGCAUCAUCUGGGCGCUCGUACUCGCAGUCGGCAUGCUUUUCAUGCCUGAGUCUCCUCGUUGGCUUGCCGCGCGUAACCGUAUCGAGGAGGCUCGUCGCUCCGUUGCCCUUUCGCGAGGUGUCUCGGCUUCAGAACGGCAAACUAAUGCCUUUGUCGUUCGCGAGGUUGAGCAGAUCAGAAUGAUGGCUGAAAGAGAGAGAAAGCUACAGGCCGGGUGGCUCACCUGCUUCGAGUCGAAGGGGAAGACGAGAUACCGGACUUUCCUUGGAAUGGCCCUUCAGGCGCUUCAACAGCUCACGGGGGCAAACUACUUCUUCUACUAUGGCGCCACUGUCUUCCAAUCAGUCGGCCUCGCGGACUCUUUUAUAACCCAGAUUAUUCUCGGUGCAGUUAAUUUCGUCUGCACCUUCGGCGGCUUGUGGGUCCUCGAACGUUACGGUCGCAGAAUCCCAUUGAUGAUUGGCGGAAUAUGGCAAUCGGCGUGGUUGUUCGUCUUCGCUGCUGCUGGCACCGUGAUGGGUCCUGUCGACCCGAACGAACCUGUCUCAGAGAAGAACCAAAGCUUAGGGAAAUUGAUGAUCGUUGCUGCGUGCAUGUUUAUCUUGGGUUACGCCAUGACUUGGGCACCCGGCAUCUGGAUUCUCAUUGGCGAGACGUUCCCGACCCGCACACGGGCGAAACAAGGAGCUUUAUCCACGUCAUCCAACUGGCUGUUCAACUUCCUGUUGGCAUUCUUUACCCCAUUUAUCGCUGGUGAUAUCAACUUCCGCUACGGCUUCGUUUUUGCCGCGUGCAACUUGUUUGGCGCCCUGGUUGUAUAUUUCUUCCUAUACGAAUCAUCCGACCUGACACUUGAGAGUGUUGACGAUAUGUACACCGAUCGUCACUGCAAGCCAUGGACUUCCAGGUCUUGGGCGCCAGAAGGCUACGCUUCGCGAGAGGAGUAUGCCCGUUUGCGAGGCGACGGAGAGAAGAAGACGGCGAUUCCUGAAGGGGACAGUCGAGACUCUAGCCCUCAUAGCGAUGCGAGGACGGGCCCAUACGCUGCCCAAGGUGGGCCAGGAGUAGAGAAGCAAAGUGGCAACGAGGCCCAUGGUGCGUCAGCGUUUGAUCCUUCCGGAGAGAAGCGGACGGAGAGUCUUGAGCACAGAGAACAUGCUGUAUAA